Columba livia (rock pigeon) is the source of this 1247-nucleotide messenger RNA. It is a transcript of the gene WDR55, whose product is annotated as WD repeat domain 55. Gene Ontology annotation, molecular function: protein binding. The coding region runs from base 45 to 1178 and encodes 377 amino acids. The transcript is spliced from 8 exons. The record is from RefSeq and is a predicted model, not a curated record. NCBI's taxonomy places the organism in Eukaryota, Metazoa, Chordata, Aves, Columbiformes, Columbidae.
GUUAUGCAAACGAGCCCCGCGCCUGCGCUCAGCGCCCACCCAGCAUGGCGGCGGCCGAGGAGGGCUGCUCCGAGACCGCGGGCAGGGAGCCGCGCCUGCGGGACACCCCUGAGGACAUCUGCUUCGAGGCGACGGCCAACGCCAUCGCCCUGCACCCAGCCCGGCCGCUGCUGGCGGCGGGGGACGUGGACGGCGACGUCUACCUGUACUCGUACUCCUGCACCGAGGGGGAGAACCGGCAGCUCUGGUCCUCGGGGCAUCACCUGAAGUCGUGCCGGGACGUGGCGUUCUCUCAGGACGGGCAGAAGCUCUUCACCGUGUCCAAGGAUAAGGCCAUCCAUGUCCUGACCGUGGAGGAGGGACGGCUGGAAACGCGCUUCCCCAAGGCCCAUGGCUCUGCCCUCAACUGCGUGCUGCCCAUUGACAACCACAUUUUUGCCACGGGCGACGAUGGCGGCGGGCUGAAGGUGUGGGAUCUGCGCAAGGGUGAUGCCAUCUUGGAGGCCCGUCAGCAGGAGGAAUACAUCAGUGCAAUGGCCGUGGAUGGUAAUGGGAAGAUCCUGCUGACCACCAGCGGUGAUGGCACCCUGGGCGUCUUCAACGUGAAGAGGCGGCGCUUUGAGCUGCUCUCGGAACCGCAGAACGGGGACCUGACGUCUGUCGUGCUGCUGAAGAGGGGGAGGAAAGUGGCGUGUGGCUCCAGCGAAGGCACCAUCUACCUCUUCAACUGGGAUGGCUUCGGGGCCGCCAGCGACCGCUUUGCGCUGAGGGCUGAGUCCGUUGACUGCAUGGUCCCCAUCAUGGAUAGCAUUGUCUGCGUGGGCUCCCUGGACGGAGUCAUCAGGGCGGUGAACAUCCUGCCGAACCGUGUGCUGGGCUGCGUGGGGCAGCACCUGGGGGAGCCCAUCGAGCAGCUGGCGGUGGCCCCGGGCGGGCAGCUCCUGGCCAGCUGUGCCCACGACCAGAAGGUGAAGUUCUGGGAUGUGUCUGCCCUGCGGGGGCUGGUGGUGGACGACUACCGCAAGAAGAAGAAGAAGGGGGGCCCGCUGCGUGCACUCAGCAGCAAGGCGGUGGGCAGCGGGGAAGAUUUCUUUGCCGACCUGCGGGACGAGGCGGAGCCGGCGGCGGGGCCGGGAGAGGACGGUGAUGGUGACAGUGACAGCGACAGCAGCGGCUGAGCGGCCGCGCCGGGCGGGAGCACCGCAUCGCCUCAGCGCGGGGGCGGGGCCAAAGGGGGCCGGGCCAAA